GAGCUGCAGCGGCCGCGCAAACCCGCGCAUAUCCCGUCAGUGCGUUGGUCUCCAGAGAGGGGAGCGCGCGGGAUGAUCCAAUUGGACCCUUUCAGGGAACGGAUAUCUGCCUUUUUCAUUAAAAAUAAUCUGAAUUCUAAUUGCUGCAGGAGAUCUUGUUUUCCUCCACACAGGUAACCUGAUACUGGUUUGGAAAGAAGGAGAGGAUGGAGGACAAAUGAAAAGAGAGUCAAAGAGGGAUCACCGGGAUUCUUUAUCCACAAUGGGAGUUGCUUGUUUGUCCGGUUUGUGACUUGAAUAUAUAGAAUAAAGGGAGUUUAGCCGAAGCCCAGCGGGAUCCACAACAGAGUUUUGUCCUGUCCCGGUAGAAGAGCUCAUGGCUGGACUCUAAACCAGACACUCCUUCGCUUCGUUAGUCGUUUUCCUGAACUGCCGUCUUUUCGUCAUGGAGAAGACGUACUCAUUAACAGCCCAUUACGAUGAGUUCCAGGAGGUGAAGUACGGGGGUCGCUACAGCAGCGACAUCCUGAGCAAUGGCAUGACCCUUCACCUUGGGGGCAGUCUGGACCGUCACAUGGGGCGGGGACGGGGAGGGACCUGGUCUAACGGUAAGAACAGAGAUCUGAGCAGCACCAGCAGCAGCGGGGGUCUUCCUCGAUGGAGCCGGAGGGAGAUCUGCCUCCUCUCCGCCCUGGUCUUUGCUGCAGGCAUGUGUGUCAUCCUGGGAAGCAUGCUGGCCCUCAAGUACAUUUCUCUGGACUCCCCGCUGGACACUCAGUGCAGAGAGGACUGCCAGCGAAAGCGCUCUCUUCUGCGGGCUGCUCGAUUCGUCCAGGCCAACAUCGACCCCACCAUCCAGCCCUGCCAGGACUUCUAUUCCUUCGCUUGUGGAGGCUGGCUGAAGCGCCACGGCAUCCCUGAGGACAAGCUCAGCUACGGCAUCAUCACAGCCAUAGGAGAACACAAUGAGGAGAAGCUACAGCGCCUCCUCCUGGAGCCGAUUCGCAGAAGCAGCCCAAACUCGGCAGAGCGCAAAGUCAAGGAGUUCUAUCGAUCCUGCGUCGACAUCCAGAGGAUCGACAAGCUGGGGGCCGAACCCAUGUUGGAGCUGCUGGACAGCUGUGGGGGGUGGGACCUGGUGGGAGCCCCUCCGAGUGCAGCUGGGUGGGUGCAGGAGGGCGCCCCACAGAGGCCAGACUUUGAUGAGCUGCUUUACAGGACACAAGGAGUCUACAGCACAGCUGUCUUCUUCUCCCUGACCGUCAACGUGGAUGACAAAAACUCAUCCAGGAACGCCAUCAGGAUUGAUCAAGAGGGGCUCACACUGCCAGAAAGGAGUCUGUACUUGGGACAAGAUGAGGAGAGUGUCAAGAUCCUGGCGGCAUACAAGGCUCUGAUGGAGCGUCUGCUGAGCAUGCUGGGAGCUCACAAUGCCACACAGAAGUCCAAGGAGAUCAUACAGCUGGAGACUCGACUGGCCAACAUCACUGUGUCAGAAUACGAGGACCAACGAAAAGACAUCAGCACCAUGUAUAACCGCAUCACCCUCAGGGAGCUACAGCACAUCGCUCCUAAUCUUCGCUGGAAACAUCUGCUGGACAAAAUCUUCCACGACAACUUCUCCGAGGAUGAGGAAAUCGUGGUGCUCGCCACUGACUAUAUAAAGAAAGUCUCCAACAUCAUCAGGACCACAUCAAAGAGAGUCCUCCAUAACUACAUGCUUUGGCGCAUCGUGGCGGCGUUGAGCGAGCACCUGUCCACGGCCUUCCGCAGCACCAUCCAUGAGUUUUCCCGGGAAAAUGACGGCACGGAGCACCAGCUGGAGCUGAGCAGGCUCUGCCUCACGCAGACCAACAAACACUUCGGCAUGGCCCUGGGAGCCCUGUUCGUCCAGCAGCACUUUUCCUCACAGAGCAAGGCCAAGGUGCAGGAACUGGUUGACGACAUAAAGCAUUCCCUGGACCUCCGGCUACACGAGCUGGACUGGAUGGAUAACGCCACCAAGCAGGCAGCGCGAGCAAAGCUGAAGCACAUGAUGGUGAUGACGGGAUAUCCAGACUUCCUGGUCAAACCUGAGCUCAUAGAUCAGGAGUAUGGGUUUGACGUGAACGAGAAGACCUACUUCAAGAACAUCCUCAACAGUAUCAAGUUCAACAUCAAGCUGUCAGUAAAGAAGAUCCAUGAAGAAGUUGACAAGACUGCAUGGCUUCUCCCCCCACAGGCGCUUAAUGCCUACUACCUGCCUAACAAGAACCAAAUGGUCUUUCCUGCCGGCAUUCUUCAGCCGACUCUUUACAACCCUGAGUUUCCACAAUCUCUGAACUAUGGAGGAAUAGGAGCCAUCAUCGGUCAUGAACUGACACAUGGAUAUGAUGACUGGGUGAUGCAAUGGUUCAUGUUCUUAGGGGGUCAAUAUGAUCGCCACGGAAACCUCAAGCAGUGGUGGACCGAGGAGUCGUACAGAAAGUUCCAGAAGAAAGCCGAAUGUAUCAUGGAGCUCUAUGAUAACUUCACAGUGUAUAACCAGAAGGUUAAUGGCCGUCAGACUCUAGGAGAGAACAUCGCAGACAUGGGAGGGCUGAAGCUGGCGUACUCCGCCUAUCAGAAGUGGGUUCGGGAACACGGUCCAGAGAGACCGCUGCCCGGCCUCAAAUACACUCACGAGCAGCUGCUCUUCAUCGCUUUUGCACAGAACUGGUGCAUGAAGAGACGAUCUCAGUCCAUCUACCUGCAGCUGCUGACUGACAAACACGCUCCAGAGCAUUACAGGGUGAUCGGCAGCGUUUCCCAGUUUGACGAGUUUUCCCGGGUUUUCCAUUGUCCGAAAGGUUCUCCCAUGAAUCCUGCCAGCAAAUGCUCCGUCUGGUGAAUUUGGCAGCACUUGAUGAAUCUCAGUUUUUAUUUUCACACCCAAAUAUUUCUCUUCACUUCUGGAUCCUUCUCUGCAAUGACCUCCAGAGCCUCUGGAGGCAACACUGAGUUGGUUCAGGCUCCACCAGUGACUGCUGUCAUACUUUUAGUUUGGAUAGUACCAGUUUGAUGACAGAAAGCAUGGAUGAUCAUUCAUAUGGUAUUUCAUUAUUUAUAUUUUUGUAAGUUUAGUUUUAUGUUAAAAUCUAUUUUUAUAUUUGAAAGAUAUUCAUAAACAUGUGCAGGAAUCUUAGUUGUUUAGCAUUAUUUCUAGCAUUGAAUAAAAAUGAACUUUUCAUGUCCAAAAUUUGAACAUUUUCAUACUUCAUGCCAGCUGUGCCCUUCUUUGGGUUUUUUUGGAGGGUUGGACUUGUGUGGCAGUGCUGCCCUCUUGUGGCUGCAGAAGGGAAUGGUUCCUGUUCUGACUGUUGUGUUGUCUGCCUGCACCGGUCUCUCGUAUCUUUGAAUGUUUGUAAGGUUUUUAAGAUUUGUCCGUUUUUGAAAAGCAACAAAGAUGGAUUUUUUGCAGCUGACGGCGGAUCUUCAGGAUCAAUUCUUCAAAAACACUGAAGCGGGAGAUCCUCCAAACUCUAGACUUUUGGAGAAGAAGAGUUGUAAUUUUUCCCUGGAAUCACAGAAUGAACUGAUUUUUCUCUUGAAAACAGAAGAAUUCACAUCUUUGAAGGAGCGAGAACUCAACAAUUACGAUGUUUGAGUUCACAUCACGUGAUCAUUAACCUCCUCAUUACAGAACAUUCGAAGUGAAUCUAUUAUUAAAGGAGAAUCAGAGAUUUUUAUGGUAUGGCAGGUAAAAUACUUUACUUUUGAAGGAAGAAACUGCUGGAAUGAUGAGUAUUUUUACAUUUGGAGAGCUUUCUCAGAUGUUGUUGAAGUGAGUGCAUGUUUCCAUCCAUCAAAUUCCGAUUGAUAACAAUGGAGGAUGUUCCACAAACGCAUCAGUCUCAUUGUUCAGCUGCUGUCUCCUCCUCCUCCCUGUUGGUCGCUGUUUGAUGUUUGAAUAAACGCAACGGUUUGAUCUCCGUGCUGACAUGUGUGUCA
Oryzias melastigma (Indian medaka) is the source of this 3969-nucleotide messenger RNA. It is a transcript of the gene ecel1, whose product is annotated as endothelin-converting enzyme-like 1. Gene Ontology annotation, cellular component: plasma membrane. The transcript has 18 exons. Lineage: Eukaryota; Metazoa; Chordata; Actinopteri; Beloniformes; Adrianichthyidae. The record is from RefSeq and is a predicted model, not a curated record. The coding region runs from base 446 to 2869 and encodes 807 amino acids. Gene Ontology annotation, biological process: protein processing. Gene Ontology annotation, molecular function: metalloendopeptidase activity.